Pipistrellus kuhlii (Kuhl's pipistrelle) is the source of this 12144-nucleotide messenger RNA. RefSeq names its product A-kinase anchoring protein 9 (gene AKAP9). The transcript is spliced from 48 exons. Gene Ontology annotation, cellular component: centrosome; Golgi stack; synaptic membrane. Gene Ontology annotation, molecular function: molecular adaptor activity; DNA binding; potassium channel regulator activity. The coding region runs from base 227 to 11641 and encodes 3804 amino acids. The record is from RefSeq and is a predicted model, not a curated record. Lineage: Eukaryota; Metazoa; Chordata; Mammalia; Chiroptera; Vespertilionidae. Gene Ontology annotation, biological process: positive regulation of peptidyl-serine phosphorylation; maintenance of centrosome location; signal transduction.
GCCGCCGUGUGUUUACGUGGAGACGAAGAUGGCGGCGGCGGUGACGGCGCUGCCCGGGCGCCCGGGGGCCGUCAGCCUGUGAGCGCGGAGCCGUCCCACCCCGCGGGGGGAGCGCCGCCGGCCUCGCUGCCCGGGCCGGAGCCUGAGGGCCCCGCUCCGUCUGACCCGACCUCCCCGCCUCCCCCGACCGCUCUCUGUCUCCCCCGCAGCCUUCCCCGCCGAGGCCAUGGAGGACGAGGAGAGGCAGAAGAAGCUGGAGUUCGGCAAAGCCAAGCUUGCGCAGUUUCGACAAAGGAAAGCUCAAUGUGAUGGGCAGAAUCCUUCUAAGAAGAAAAAAAAGAAAAAUGCUUCAAGCAGUAAACUUGAUGUAUCAGCAUACCAUGCUUUGAAUAUUGAGCAAUCACAGAGUGAUGAGAUGUAUAUGAAUAGUUCUCAGGGAGUAGGAUCCGUCGUGACUCCUGAAUCCACAGUAAUGAGAACACUACACAGUGGAGAAAUAAUCAAACAUGACCAGGUCUUCUCUGUUGAACCAGAAAGUGAAAUUUCAACCACAGCUGAAGAUUAUAGUUCUGAGGUAAAUGGUUGCAGUUUUGUGGUGAGAACAGGAAAGCCUACAAAUUUAUUAAGGGAAGAAGAAUUUGGUGUUGAUGAUUCUUAUUCUGAACAUGGAGCACAGUACAAUCCGACCCACCUAGAGAUGAUGGAAAAUGAAUUGGUUGGGAAACAGCAUGAGAUUGAGGAGCUAAACAGAGAACUGGAAGAAAUGAGGGCCACCUAUGGGACUGAAGGACUACAGCAAUUACAAGAAUUUGAAGCUGCCAUUAAACAAAGAGAUGGCAUCAUAACUCAGCUUACUGCUAAUUUACAACAAGCAAGAAGAGAAAAGGAUGAGACAAUGAGAGAAUUUUUAGAAUUGACAGAACAAAGCCAAAAUUUACAGAUUCAAUUUCAGCAUUUACAGGCUAGUGAAACUCUGAGAAACAGCACUCACAGUAGCACUGCUGCAGAUUUACUACAAGCCAAACAACAAAUUCUCACUCAUCAGCAACAGCUGGAAGCACAAGACCAUCUAUUAGAAGAUUAUCAAAAAAAGAAAGAAGACUUCAAAAAGCAAAUCAGUUUUUUGCAAGAGAAAAUUAAAGCAUAUGAAAUGGAACAAGAUAAAAGAGUAGAAAGUUCAAAUAAAGAAGUUCAAGAAAAGGAAGCAAUCAUUGAAGAAUUAAAUACAAAAAUAAUUAAAGAAGAAAGAAAAACUUCUGAGCUAAAGGAUAAAGUCGCAGCUGCUGACAGAUUACUGGAAGAAUUACAAGAACAGGUUGUACAAAAGAACCAAGAGUUAAAAAAUAUGAAUUUAGAGCUGACUAAUUCCAAGCAAAAGGAAAGACAGUGUUCUGAGGAAAUAAAACAAUUAAUGGGGACAGUUGAAGAACUUCAGAAGAAAAACCAUAAAGAGAGCCAAUUUGAAACUGAUAUCAUGCAAAGAAUGGAACAAGAAACACAAAGAAAGUUAGAACAACUCCGGGCAGAGCUGGAUGAGAUGUAUGGACAGCAGAUAGUACAGAUGAAACAAGAGUUAAUAAAACAACACAUAUCACAGAUAGAUGAACUUAAAGCACAACAUAAGGGAGAGAUGGAUAAUGCUUUUAGAUCAUGUCCAAAUAUUACAGUUAAUGAAGAUCAAGUAAAGUUAAUGAAUAUGGCAAUAAAUGAACUGAAUAUAAAAUUGCAAGAUACUAACUCUCAAAAAGAAAAACUCAAGGAAGAACUAGGAAUAAUUUUAGGAGAAAAGUCUACUCUACAAAGACAGCUUGAAGACCUUUUUGAAGAAUUGAGUUUUUCAAGAGACCAAAUUCAGAGAGCUAGACAGACAAUAGCUGAACAGGAAAGUAAACUAAAUGAAGCACAUAAGUCCCUUAGUACAGUGGAGGAUUUGAAAGCUGAGAUUGUAUCUGCCUCCGAAUCCAGGAAGGAAUUAGAAUUAAAACAUGAAGCAGAAGUUACAAAUUAUAAGAUAAAACUUGAAAUGUUGGAAAGAGAAAAGAAUGCUGUGUUAGAUAGAAUGGCGGAAUCACAAGAAGCUGAAUUAGAGAGACUGAGAACACAGCUUCUGUUUAGUCAUGAAGAAGAACUUUCCAAACUAAAGGAAGAUUUAGAAAUUGAGCAUCGAAUAAAUAUUGAAAAACUUAAAGAUAAUUUAGGCAUUCACUAUAAACAGCAGAUAGAUGGCUUACAGAAUGAAAUGAGUCAAAAGAUAGAAAACAUACAGUUUGAAAGAGACAAUUUGAUAACUAAGCAGAAUCAAUUAAUUUUGGAAAUUUCAAAGCUAAAAGAUUUACAGCAGUCCCUUGUGAAUUCAAAAUCAGAAGAAAUGGCUCUUCAAAUCAGUGAACUUCAAAAAGAAAUUGAAAUACUCAGACAAGAAGAAAAGGAAAAGGGUACACUUGAACAAGAAGUUCAAGAAUUGCAACUUAAAACUGAAUUAUUGGAGAAACAAAUGAAGGAAAAGGAGGAUGACCUUCAAGAAAAAUUUGUGCAACUUGAAGCAGAGAAUAGUAUUCUUAAAGAUGAAAAAAAAGCUCUUGAAGACAUGUUGAAAAUACAUACUCCUGUUAACCAAGAAGAAAGAUUAGUUUGCAUGGAGUCCAUUAAGUCCAAAUCCAAAGAUGGUAGCUGGCAAACAGAAAUAGAAAUGCUCACUGAGGAAAAUGAAGACCUCAAAAAACAAUGUACUCAGCUAAAUGAAGAGAUUGAGAAGCAAAGAAACACUUUUUCAUUUGCUGAAAAAAAUUUUGAAGUUAACUAUCAAGAGUUACAAGAGGAUUAUGCUUGCCUUCUCAAGGCAAAAAAUGAUUUAGAAGAUAGUAAAAAUAAACAAGAGGUAGAGUAUAGAAGUAAGCUUGAAGCACUUAGUGAAGAACUUCAUCAUUUGCAAAGAAUAAGUCCAGCUACAGCAAAAAUAAAAAGUUCAAUGUUUGAUGACAACAAAACUUUUAUAGCAGAAUCAUUGGAAAUUGGUGAGGUGGUUGAAAAGGAUACAACAGAACUUAUGGAAAAACUUGAGGUAACCAAGCGAGAAAAAUUAGAACUGUCAGAAAGACUGACUGACCUCUCUGAACAAUUAAAACAGAAACAUGGCGAAAUUUGUUUUCUAAGUGAAGAAGUUAAAUCUUUAAAACAAGAGAAAGAGCAAGUUUUAUUGAGAUGUAAAGAGCUAGAAGUCAUAAUUAACCAUAAUAGGACAGAAGAUGUAAGUGGAUGUGAUGUUCAGUUACAUUCUUUAAACGAUGGAAUUGUGACUAUGACAAGCAGGGAAUCUGGAGGAUCAGUUUCUAAAAUAAGUAAAGAUUUUGGUGCAUCAAAAAUAGUGGAGGAUGAGAAAAUAACUUUUGAAAAUAUGACUAUUGGGAAAGAAAGCAAACAAGAACAGUUGUGUUGGGAUCACUUGCCAUCUGUGACAAAUGAAGUAUCACCUGGGAUAACUGAACCAAGUGACAAUGAUAAACUUCAGCAGGAACUUGGUGUACUUAAAUCAGAACAGAAUGAAUUAAGGCUACAAAUGGAAGCUCAACGUAUAUGCCUCUCUCUGGUUUAUUCGACUCAUGUGGAUCAGGUUCGUGCAUACAUGGAAAAUGAAAAAGAUAAAGCUCUUAGCAAUCUUAAAGAGGAACUUAUUUUUGCUCAAGAAGAAAAAAUCAAGGAACUUCAGAAAAUUCACCAGUUAGAGAUACAGAAUAUAAAAACACAGGAAACAGAUGCCAGUCAUAAAAGCAAGUUAUCGACCCUGCAACAUAUUGAAAAAAUUAAACAACUUGAAAGACAAGUCCAAGAAUUAGAAAAACUCACAUCCUCUUUGCAGCAACAGUUGAAAGAAACUGAAGAAAACCAUGAGGCAGAGAUCCAUUGUUUGCAGAAAAGGCUUCAAGCUGUUAGUGAGUCCGCAGUUCAGCCAAGCUUCUCCAUUGAUUCAGUCGUAAUUACUGAAUCUGAUGUACGGAAAACCAUGCAAACUGGAAAUUGUCUAAAUCAGAACAUGGAUGAUACAACAGAGUUUUCAGGUGGUGGAUUUGGAGUGGAACAAGAAACAAAUAUGGUUAAGUUGUUGGAAAAACAGUACCAAGAACGAUUGGAAGAAGAAGUAGCUAAGGUCAUUGUGUCAAUGAGUGUAGCAUUUGCUCAACAAACUGAACUAUCUAGAAUAUCUGGAGAAAAAGAAAAUACUUCAUCAUCGAAAGAAGCACAUGCUCUUUGUCAACAAGAGCAACAUUAUUUAAAUGAAAUGAAAUUACUUCAGGGUCAGCUUGGUUUUCAGACUUUUGAGACAAUGGACAUGAAAUGUAAAGAAGAAUUUAAACCACUUAGUAAGGAGUUAGGAGAAGAUGCGAAGGAAGUUCUGUUAUCAAACAGUGAUCAUCUUGAUGACAUACUUGAAUCAAAGCACCAUGAACUGACUAUUUCAGAAGAACUAUUCUCCAAAGAUAAAACAUUUAUAGCCAGAGAAUCUAACCAUGAUGAGAUUUUGGUAUCAAGCAUGGAUGCUUCUAGACAGCUAAUGUUAAAUGAAGAACAGUUGGAAGAUAUGAGGCAGGAACUUGUACGACAAUAUCAAGAACAUCAACAGGCAACAGAACUACUAAGACAGGCGCACAUGCGCCAGAUGGAGAGACAGCGAGAAGACCAGGAGCAGCUACAAGAAGAGAUUAGGAGACUGAAUAGACAGUUAGCCCAGAGAUCCUCAAUAGAUAAUGAAAACCUGGUUUCAGAGAGAGAGAGGGUGCUUUUAGAGGAGCUGGAAGCACUAAAGCAGCUGUCUCUAGCUGGAAGAGAGAAGCUGUGUUGUGAGCUGCGCAACAGCAGUACGCAAACACAGGAGGAAAAUGAAAAGCAAGGGGAAGUUGAGGAACAGACCUUUAAAGAAAAGGAAUUGGACAGAAAACUUGAAGAUGUGCCUCCUGCUGUUCUGUCCAAUGAAAGCUUGCAUGGAGGAAUUUGGCCCCUAAGAUUUUGGCUUCCCCAUUGGAUCAUCAGUAUGGAACACAGUCAGUAUGGAACUCAAACAAGAAAGACAGUGUAUGCACUCCAGAAAGCUAAUAACAGACUUCUGAAGAUCCUCCUAGAAGUUGUAAAGACAACAGCAGCUGUGGAAGAAACAAUUGGCCGCCAUGUCCUUGGAAUUCUGGAUAGAUCUAGUAAAGGCCAGUCACCUGCCAACCUGAUUUGGAGGUCAGAAGCAGAGGCACCUAUAAAGUCAUGUGUUCAUGAGGAACAUACAGGAGUUACAGAUGAGUCUAUACCAUCUUAUUCUGGAGGUGAUAUGCCAAGAAACGACGGUAGCAUGUGGCCAAAAGUAACUGAAGAAGGAACGGAGCUGUCCCAGCGGCUCAUGAGGAGUGGUUUUGCUGGAGCUGAAAUAGAUCCUGAAAAUGAAGAGCUUAUGCUGAAUAUUAGCUCUCGACUACAAGCAGCAGUUGAAAAACUCCUAGAAACCAUAAGUGAAACCAGUAGUCAGCUCGAACAUGCAAGAGUUACACAGACAGAGUUGAUGCGUGAGUCAUUUAGACAGAAACGAGAAGCAACAGAGUCCCUUAAGUGCCAAGAAGAACUGCGAGAGCGCCUCCAUGAGGAGUCCAGGGCCAGAGAGCAGCUGGCUGUGGAGCUCAGUAAGGCUGAAGGUGUCAUUGAUGGUUAUGCAGAGGAAAAAACCCUUUAUGAAAGGCAAAUUCAGGAAAAAGCGGAUAUCAUAGAUGGCCUGGAGCAGGAGUUGUUAUGUGCAAGUAGCAGGUUACAAGAAUUGGAAGCAGAGCAACUGCAGAUCCAAGAAGAAAGAGAAUUGCUGUGCAGACAGAAGGAGGCAAUGAAAGCAGAAGCAGGCCCAGUCGAACAGCGACUAGUAGAUGCUGCAGUCGAUGCAGCACCUGGAUCAGAAUUAUUACAGGAGACAGAAAAACUAAUGAAGGAAAAAUUAGAAGUACAAUGUCAAGCUGAAAAAGUAUGUGAUGACCUUCAAAAACAAGUGAAAGCUCUGGAAAUGGAUGUUGAGGAACAAGUCAGUAGGUUUGUAGAGCUGGAACAAGAAAAAAAUGCUGAACUAAUGGAUUUAAGACAACAGAACCAAGCACUGGAAAAGCAGUUGGAAAAAACAAGAAAAUUUUUAGAUGAGCAAGCCAUUGAUAGAGAACAUGAGAGAGAUGUAUUCCAACAAGAAAUACAGAAAUUAGAACAGCAACUUAAGGUUGUGCCUCGAUUCCAGCCUAUCAGUGAACAUCAAACCAGAGAGGUUGAACAGUUAACAAAUCAUCUGAAAGAAAAAACAGACAAGUGCAGUGAGCUUUUGCUCUCUAAAGAGCAGCUUCAGAGGGACAUUCAAGAACGGAAUGAAGAAAUUGAGAAACUGGAGUUUAGAGUAAGAGAACUGGAGCAAGCCUUACUCGUUAGUACAGACCCUUUCCAAAAGGUAGAGGACCGAAAACAAUUUGGAGCUGUAGAAGCUAAAGCAGAAUUGUCCCUAGAAGUACAGUUGCAAGCUGAGAGAGACGCCAUAGACAGAAAGGAAAAAGAGAUCACAAACUUAGAAGAACAGUUAGAACAGUUUAGAGAAGAACUGGAAAAUAAGAAUGAAGAAGUUCAGCAACUACAUAUGCAAUUAGAAAUACAGAAAAAGGAAGCUACUACCCGCCUACAAGAACUUGAACAAGAAAACAAAUUAUUUAAGGAUGAAAUGGAGAAGCUGGGAUUUGCUGUAAAGGAAUCUGAUGCUACCUCUACUCAGGACCAACAUGUGAUAUUUGGGAAAUUUGCUCAAAUAAUGCAGGAAAAAGAGGUAGAAAUUGACCGAUUGAAUGAGCAAAUUACAAAACUUCAGCAUCAACUUAAAAUUACAACGGAUAACAAGAUUAUUAUAGAAAAAAAUGAAUUGAUAAGGGAUCUUGAAACCCAAAUAGAAUGUUUGGUAAGUGAUCAAGAACGUGUGAAGAAAACCAGAGAUGAAGAAAUCGAGCAGCUUAAUGAAGUGAUUGAAAAACUUCAACAGGAAUUGGCAAAUAUUGAAGAGAAGACAUCGGUGCGUGUUAAUUCUCUUCCAGAAGAAGCAGAUAGUCUACAACAUCAGUUGGAGAUGGUGAUAGCUGAGAAACUGGCUUUGGAGCAGCAAGUAGAAACCACUAAUGAAGAAAUGGCCUUUAUGAAAAAUGAACUUAAAGAAACCAAUUUCAAAAUGAACCAGCUAACACAAGAAUUAUUCAGCUUAAAGAGAGAACGGGGAAACCUGGAAAAAAUCCAAAGUACUCCAGAGAAAAGUGUUAACAUGGCUAUGGAAGAUCUGAGGAUAAAGGAACCUGAAGUAGAAGUCCUUACUGAGGAUGCUCUUCAACAGCCAGAAAGUCAGACUUACCUCAGAUCUUUUGAAGAAAACAGCAGAAUUUCCAUAAACAGUUUGGAAACAAAGGUGCUACAACUUGAGAGCACUGUGAGUGCAAAGAACUUAGAACUUAGCCAGUGUUACAACCAAAUAAAGGAUAUGCAAGAGCAAGGCCAGGCUGAAACAGAAAUGCUCCGAAAGAAGAUGGUAGGCCUGCAGACUGCGCUUGAGGAAAAAGUUGCUGCUGCUGUCGUGAGUCAGGCCCAACUUGACGCAGUAAAGGAGUAUGCAGAACUCUGUCCGAGGAGACAAGAAAGUUCAUCAGGGCCCGAAAGAACAAAUACACAGACUUUAAAUCAGCGAGCAGAAAACGAGAUGGAGUCAAAUGUAUCAGCAUUAACCCUAAGAAUAUCAGAAUUAGAAAGCCAGGUGGUUGAAAUGCAGACUAGUUUGGUUUUAGGAAAAGAGCAGGUAGAAAUCGCAGAGAAAAAUGCGAUGGAAAAAGAAAAGAAGCUACUAGAACUACAGAAGCUGUUGGAGGACAGUGAGAAAAAUCAGGAAGGCAAAGAAAGGAAAAGAAGCUCUCAGGGAGAUUUUGAAGUUCCCAAGACAACUGAGCUAAUUCAUACGAAUAAAGAAAGUGGAUUAUUUAGUCAACUGGAGGCUCUUAGAGCUGAGUCAGCAGCUACUAAAGAAGAACUGGCCAAUUAUAAAGAAAAGGCAGAAAAACUUCAACAAGAGCUUUUGGUAAAAGAAACGAAUAUGGCAUUUCUCCAGAAAGAUUUAAGCCAAGUCAGGGAUCAACUCACAGAGACAAAAGAGAAAUUAUCCUACUUCUUAGAAAAAGAAGAUGAGACUGAGGAACAAGAAAACAGAAAUAUCUGCAUAUUAGAGCCACUGCUUAUUAAAGAGGGUACAAGCACCGCAUCCCAGACAGACAGGACUCUCAGGGUAAACAGCAGCAACCAGACUCCACAAGUCCGUGUUAGAAAUGCAGGAAUCCAAAUUGAUUUACAAAGAGAAUGUUCAUCAGAAGAAGUUACUGAAAUAAUCACUCAGUUUACUGAAAAAAUUGAGCAAAUGCAAGAGCUACAUGCUGCUGAAAUUUUGGAUAUGGAAUCCAGACAUAUUUCAGAAACUGAAACUUUAAAGAGGGAACACUAUGUUGCUAUUCAGUUACUGACAGAGGAAUGUGGUACCUUGAAGGCAGUGAUACAGUGUCUGAAAGCUAAAGAGGGAUCCUCAGUUCCUGAAUUAACACAUCCUGAUGGUUACCAGACUAGAGAAAUAUGUUCUAGUGAUUCUGGAUCAGACUGGGGCCAAGGAAUUUAUCUUGCACAAAGUCAGGGAUUUGACUUGACAUCAGAAGGCCAAAGAGAAGAAAGCGAAAGUUCAACAGAUUCAUUUCCAAAGAAAAUAAAGGGAUUACUGAGAGCUGUUCACAAUGAGGGCAUGCAGGUGCUUUCUCUCACCGAAUCUCCCUACAGUGAUGGAGAGGACCAUUCUGUUCAGCAAGUUUCGGAAUUCUGGCUAGAAGAGAGGAGAGCGUACAUCAGUACAAUCUCAUCUCUUAAGGACUUAAUUACCAAAAUGCAAGUGCAAAGAGAAGCCGAGUCUCAUGAAAACUUCUCAGACUGGCGAGGUGAACUUCUGCUUGCCCUGCAGCAAGCUUUCUUAAAGGAACGAAGUGUUUUACUUGCCGCAUUUCAGACCGAACUGGCAGCUCUCGGCACUAGAGAUGCAGCUGGAUUAUUGAACUGUUUGGAACAGAGAAUACAGGAACAGGGUGUUGAAUAUCAAGCAGCUGUGGAAUGCCUCCAGAAAGCAGAUAGGAGAAGUUUGUUAUCUGAAAUUCAGGCACUGCAUGCUCAGUUGAAUGGUAUAAAAAUGACUCUGAAAAGAGAAAAAGAGAAUGAUCAACCAAGCCAAGAACUCCUGGAACAUAACAUCCAGCAGAAGCAGUCUCAGAUGCUGGAGAUGCAGGUGGAGCUCAGCAGUGCGAAAGACAGGGCUGCCGAGCUGCAGGAGCAGCUGAGCUCUGAGAAAAUGGUGGUUGCUGAGCUGAAGAGCGAACUUGCACAGACUACGCUGGAACUGGAAACAACCCUUAAGGCACAGCAUAAGCACCUGAAGGAACUGGAGGCAUUCCGGUUGGAAGUUAAAGAUAAAACAGAUGAAGUACAUUUGCUUAAUGACACAUUAGCAAGUGAACAGAAAAAAUCCAGAGAGCUCCAGUGGGCUUUGGAAAAAGAGAAAGCCAAACUGGGGCGCAAUGAGGAGCGGGAUAAAGAAGAACUUGAGGAUCUGAAAUUUUCACUUGAGGGUCAAAAACAAAGAAAUAUUCAGCUGAGUCAACUUUUGGAACAACAAAAACAACUACUAAAUGAAUCACAGCAGGAAAUAGAAUCACAAAGAGUGCUCCACAAUGCCCAGCUGUCAGAAGAACGGGGCCGAAACUUAGAGCUUCAAGUACUUCUGGAAUCGGAGAAAGUUCGGAUUCGGGAAAUGAGCAGUACCCUGGACAGGGAGCGGGAAGUGCUCGCACAGCUGCAGCAGCACAGUGAUGACAGUGGGCAGCCUCGGCCCCUGGUGCCCUCCGAGGACCUCCUUAAAGAGCUGCAGAAACAGUUGGAAGAAAAACACAGUCGCAUCGUAGAACUGUUAAAUGAGACUGAGAAAUACAGACUGGAUUCUCUGCAGACAAGACAGCAAAUGGAAAAGGAUAGGCAGGUUCACAGGAAGACGUUGCAGACAGAGCAGGAGGCCAACACUGAGGGACAGAGGAAAAUGCAUGAGCUCCAGUCCAAAGUGGAAGAUCUUCAGCACCAGCUGGAAGAGAAAAGGCAACAAGUUUAUAAGUUAGAUCUUGAAGGAAAGCGACUGCAAGGAAUCAUGCAGGAAUUCCAGAAACAAGAACUCGCACGAGAAGAAAAGCGAGAAAGAAGAAUUCUGUAUCAGAAUCUUAAUGAGCCAUCCACAUGGAGUUUAACCAAUGAUCGAACUAGAAAUUGGGUUCUUCAACAGAAAAUAGAAGGAGAGACAAAGGAAUCAAACUAUCCUAAACUGAUUGCAAUGAAUGGAGGAGAUACUGGCUAUAAUCAUGAAUUAGAAAUGAUCAAACAAAAGCUUCAACAUACAGCUUCAAAACUACAGCAUCUAGCCCAGAAAGCCUCCAAUCGACUGCAGUUUGACACAGCAGAUGAUGAAGAUUUCAUUUGGAUUCAGGAAAAUAUUGAUGAAAUUAUUUUACAACUACGAAAAUUAACUGGCCAUCCAGGCAAAGAGCCUGCCUUAGUGUCCCCAAAUACAUCUUGUGGCUCAUUGACUGAAAGACUACUGAGACAAAAUGCUGACCUGACAGGACAUAUCAGCCAGCUGACCGAAGAGAAGAAUGAUUUAAGGAACCUGGUUAUGAAGCUGGAAGAGCAGAUCCGAUGGUAUCAGCAGACAGGAGCUGGCAGAGAUUAUUCUUCUAGGUUUUCAUUCAGUGGUGGUGCCAACAUUGAAGCCAUCAUUGCUUCUGAAAAAGAAGUCUGGAACAGAGAAAAGUUGGCUCUUCAAAAAUCCUUGAAGAGGGCCGAAGCCGAAGUAUACAAACUGAAAGCUGAACUGAGAAAUGAAGCUUUACUCCACAGUCUGAGCCCUGACCCUGAACAUGCCACUCUAAAGAGAAUUUAUGGUAAAUACCUGAGAGCAGAAAGUUUUCGGAAAGCUCUCAUUUAUCAGAAGAAAUACCUGCUGCUGUUACUGGGUGGCUUCCAGGAGUGUGAAGAGGCCACGCUGGCUCUGCUUGCCCGGAUGGGCGGGCAGCCGGCCUGCACGGACCUGGAGGUGAUCACCAACCGUCCGAAGGGCUUCACCAGGUUUCGGUCAGCUGUCAGAGUGUCCAUGGCAAUUUCGAGAAUGAAAUUUUUGGUUCGACGGUGGCAUCGAGUCACAAGUUCUGGUUCCAUCAAUAUUAACAGGGAUGGACUGAAUCCAGGUGCUGAAAAGACUGACCUGUUUUAUCAUUCUCCCGGUGGACUGGAGCUGUACGGAGAGCCGAGACACACUACAUACCGCUCAAGAGCAGAUCUGGACUAUCCUAGAUCUCCUCUUCCAUUUCAAAAUAGGUACCCAGGCCCUCCAGCCGAUUUAAAUCCUGCUUCCUUAGCAUGUUCUCAGCUUCAGAAUUAUGACCCUGACAGAGCCCUGACAGAUUACAUCACCCGGCUGGAGGCACUGCAAAGGCGCCUUGGAACUGUACAGUCAGGUUCCGCUCAUUUUCAUGCUGGCAUGAGAAGAUAAUCCUUUGAAACAUCAUGAUUUUAAGCAAACUCCCUUUUGUAAACCAAUGGUUCUUUUGUGCUUUUGUAUUGCGGAUAUUCAGUGGGACCAACACGAACACAGCUUAUGAUUGUACACGAAGCCCAGCCAGUACAUGAAAGCAAACUGGAAUUUGUACAUAUAAGCAUUGUGUAUGUACUCAUGCACAAUAAUCGUUCAAUUACAUGUGUAUUUGUGGAAUGCUAAUUUAAAUGGUUAAAUUAUAAACCUGGUGUAUUUAUCAAAUGGGUGAAAAGAUUAAACUUUUGCAUAUUAUGACACUGCUGAAUGUGUAGCUUGAGGUGUCCUGCACUUUUCUUACAAGGCUACUGAAGUUACCUGUUUCUGCCUAAUAUAUUUGCUACUGGUGAUGAUGACAGAUAUCACUUGUAGAGACCUAUUUUUGUAUAAUGGUAGAAGUUUUGAAUUUUAUGGGGUAUUUUGUCAAGUACUGAAAUAAAAAUGACUUCACCAUUUUAACCACA